CAUCUGAGUGAGUAGACGAGCUUCCAUUUCUGCCUGCCUGCAUGUAUCUGCUUCAAAAAUUUGUUUCAAAGCUGUCUGUCUAACUGUUUUAAUGCAGUCAACGGAAAAUGAAAACUUCUUGGCGCAUCUUCGUCGGUGAAGAUGGUUUUUCAAGCUAGAGUCUUCUGGUGAUAUGCAGAUCUUGAAGAUUUGUUGUUUUAAAAGUGAUUUGUGUUGUGGUAUUUCCAACUAAGAAGCGCCAAAAACAGGACUUGAAAGUGAUUUUGGCCUUCUGGGUCUUUGGAAAGAUUUUGCUACUAGGACUACUACAAGGCAAGCACAUCAAAGAUUCGGUGUUUCUGUAGGUUUUAAUAUCCUUCAGCUGUUUUUGGAAACAAGAACAAAAAAAAUUAACCCUCCAUUCUAUUUUAGAGUCGACUUUCAGAAAAAAAAACAUUCAAUUCAAGGAUUAAGAUGGAACCUCUAGUUUCAAGGCACCCUCUUCUCUUCUCAUUGUUAUACUUCACUGUUGUUUCUCUUCUUUGUCCAGUUAGAUCAGGCGAUGCUGAGGCCCUGUUAACCCUCAAAUCAGCCAUUGAUCCUUUAAAAUCCCUCCCAUGGCAACAUGGAACCAAUGUGUGCAAAUGGCAAGGUGUCAAAGAAUGCAAGAAUGGAAGGGUCACAAAGCUUGUUGUAGAGUACCAAAACCUGAGUGGUCCUCUGGAAGCCAAAAUCUUGAAUCAACUAGACCAACUUCGAGUCUUGAGUUUCAAAGGGAACUCACUUUCAGGCCAAAUCCCAAAUCUUUCUGGCCUUGUCAAUCUCAAAUCUCUCUUCCUUGACAGCAACAACUUCUCCGGUGAAUUCCCAGAUUCCAUUACAGGCCUACACCGUUUAAAAGUCAUAGUGUUAGCUCGAAACCAAAUCUCUGGUCCAAUCCCAGUGUCAAUCCUCAACCUCAGUCGUUUGUAUGCUCUUUACUUAGAAGAUAAUAACUUCACUGGAGCAAUUCCUCCUUUGAACCAAACCAGUCUAAGAUUCUUCAAUGUGUCUAACAAUAAACUCUCUGGUCAAAUUCCCGUGACCCCACCAUUGAUUAGGUUCAAUACACCCUCUUUCAUUGGUAAUCUCAAUCUUUGUGGUGUACAGAUUCAGAACCCUUGCAACGAUCUAAAUUUCGGACCAUCUUUAAGUCCAACCUAUCCAUCUUCAAAACCAACGUCCAAACGUAGCAAGACAAUCAAGAUUGUAGCAGCAACUGCUGGUGGGUUUGUGUUUCUUAUAACUUGUCUGCUUUUGGUAUGCUGUUUUUGUUUCAAGAAUGGCAACAAGAAAGAAGGGCCAUCAAUGGUAGAAGAGAGAAACAAAGGGGUUGUCGGGGUUGAGAGGGGAGGAGAAGCAUCAGGAGGUGUAGGUGGUAUGGAUGGUAAUAAUGGUGGAAGACAAGGGGGGUUUUCGUGGGAGAGUGAGGGUUUAGGGAGUUUGGUGUUCUUGGGUGCAGGGGAUCAGCAGAUGAGCUACAGCUUGGAGGAUUUAUUGAAGGCGUCAGCGGAGACUUUGGGGAGGGGUACUAUAGGGAGUACCUACAAAGCUGUGAUGGAGUCUGGGUUCAUCGUGACCGUCAAAAGGUUAAAAGAUGCAAGAUAUCCUAGGCUCGAGGAGUUUAGGAGACACAUGGACUUACUUGGUAGGCUCAGGCAUCCCAGCUUAGUCCCACUUAGAGCUUAUUUCCAGGCCAAGGAGGAAAGGCUAAUUGUAUAUGAUUAUUUCCCCAACGGCAGUCUCUUUUCUCUCCUCCACGGAACUAGAACUUCAGGUGGUGGGAAGCCACUUCACUGGACUUCGUGUCUCAAAAUAGCUGAGGACUUGGCAACUGGACUGCUCUAUAUCCACCAGAACCCUGGGUUAACCCAUGGGAAUUUGAAAUCCUCCAAUGUCCUCUUAGGCCCUGAAUUUGAGUCCUGCCUUACUGACUAUGGUCUGACCAUGUUCCAAAAUCCAGACUCACUGGAGGAACCCAGUGCCACUUCUCUGUUCUACCGAGCCCCCGAGAUCCGAGACGUACGAAAACCAUCCACCCAACCAGCUGAUGUAUACAGCUUUGGCGUACUCCUAUUGGAACUUCUUACUGGCAAGACUCCCUUCCAGGACCUUGUUCAAGAGCAUGGUCCAGAUAUUCCUAGGUGGGUUCGAUCAGUACGUGAGGAAGAGACUGAGUCCGGAGAUGACCCUGCCUCGGGUAAUGAGGCAGCAGAGGAGAAACUCCAGGCUCUUGUAAACAUUGCAAUGGCCUGUGUCUCACUCACACCAGAUAACCGGCCGUCAAUGAGGGAUGUCUUGAGGAUGAUCAGAGAUGCAAGGGCAGAGGCUCGAGUUUCAUCUAAUAGCAGUGACCAUUCACCUGGAAGAUGGUCAGACACCGUUCAGAGCUUGCCUAGAGAAGAACAUUUGAGCAUUUGAGCGGUUAGUAAACAUGGCGGCUUCAUUUUGGAAAAACAUGUAUUCUUGAAUCUUCAACUAGGCAUUUGUAGAGUACAAUCUUGUAAAGUUUCCCGUCUUCAAUAUUUGGUUUAGUUAGCUUGCGGCCAUAGAAGUUCUUAAGUUACAUAAUGUGCUCUUUGACAUUUGUUGAAGGGGUUGUUGAGGAUGGUGAUAGGAUAGUAACUGUCCUGUUCAGCUGGGCAGAUUUUAUUACCAAUGUUUUCUAUUCCCAUGGUCAUGAAAGGUUGUAUUUUGAAGAGCGAUUACUUCACUUUGACGAUAGAUACUGUUUGGUUACCACCUAAUUCUUUCUUGAAUGGAAUCACAAUUCACUCCA
This is a messenger RNA of Populus euphratica (Euphrates poplar), 2797 nucleotides long. RefSeq names its product inactive leucine-rich repeat receptor-like serine/threonine-protein kinase At1g60630. The transcript has 2 exons. NCBI's taxonomy places the organism in Eukaryota, Viridiplantae, Streptophyta, Magnoliopsida, Malpighiales, Salicaceae. The coding region runs from base 454 to 2439 and encodes 661 amino acids. Gene Ontology annotation, molecular function: protein kinase activity; ATP binding; protein binding. The record is from RefSeq and is a predicted model, not a curated record. Gene Ontology annotation, biological process: protein phosphorylation.